Molecule: messenger RNA, 1822 nt
Organism: Erythranthe guttata (spotted monkey flower)
Lineage: Eukaryota; Viridiplantae; Streptophyta; Magnoliopsida; Lamiales; Phrymaceae
Source: RefSeq, a predicted model, not a curated record
GGGUUAGGGUUUAUGGAGUUGAUGCAUGUUUGAAUGUUUAUCUCUAUUUGAUUGCAUGUUGUAUUGGUUUGAUAACUGAAUGGAUUUCGAGAAAUUGAGAAUGAUCAUCUAAACUGCAAGCUUUUGCUAUUUGCAGAAUAUGUUUAAAAAGGAUUCAUAUAUGGGCUUCACUGAAGUGCAUACGAAAUUGGUGGAGCUUUUCCCAGUGAUUGAUGUUCGAAUUCUCAAAGCUGUUGCUAUGGAGCACCACAAAGAUGCUGAUGCAGCUGCAGCGGUAGUGCUUGAGGAGAUCAUCCCUUAUCUUGAUGAAAAGUCUAGACCAAGUAGUCCUCUGUCGCAGAGCGUUGCUAGUGUUGAAUCAACUCAAGGUACAAUAGCACAUCAAGUUGAAGAAGAAUCAACUCAAUGCUCAGAGUAUUCAAAUGAAGUUGAAAGUUUUUAUGAUGUUGAUGAUGAAAGUGCAUAUGAUGUACAUCGCGAACAGGGAGUUACCUGUGGAUUGACAUUGUCGGAAGUAAGUCUUGAGAAUAGGAUUAAGAUGAGUGGUAGCGUGCACUCUCAAGGUGAACCUACUGUGUUUAUAGGUAUGGAAGGGGUAAAUAUUCUUCAGCCUGAAGGAUCGGGAGACUCUGUAACAGGGGCUGCAAACUCGGGAGAUAAAUGCACGGCUGUUGAUGAAGAAAACAAUGUCGAGAAAUCUUGUGAAGAUGGUAACAGUCCUGUGAAUGAAACUGCUUCAUUGAGUGUUCAUGAUGGAACAGAAAACAGUGUCCAGUUGGUGCAGUUGGUGCAGUUGCCUGACGUAAAUGAAAGUAAUUUAGAGAAAUUAGACGUAGGUUUGUCUAGUGAUACAGUUGGCAUUGAAGACGAGUCUAACUUGACUGCCUCCAUCUCCAAAUCAAAUCAAUUCAAUACCACUGCUGUUGUUGAGCAAUCUAUUGCCGAUGCUGGAAAUAAUAAGCAAAAAAUGUUCUCCGCAAUGGAGUCUGUUGUGAGCUUAAUGAAGCAAGUGGAGCUUAAAGAACAAGAUGCAGAAAAGGCAAAAGAGGAAGCUGCAAUGGGAGGUGUCAAGAUACAGGAAAAGGUUGAAGAGUUUAAAGAAAUGCUGGAGCGUGCACAGGAGGGGAAUGCCAUGCAUGCCGGAGAAAUUUAUGGUGAAAAGGCAAUUCUGGCAACAGAGUUGAAAGAGCUUCAGUCUCGUGUGCUCUCCCUCUCUGAUGAAAGGGACAAAUAUCUCGCAGUUCUUGAUGGGAUGCAUCAAACUUUACAGCUUCGUCUAGCUGCAGCUGAAAACGAAAUAAGAUCUUUAGAGCAGAUAAAACAAGAAAAGGAGAAGCUUGCACUGAAAUCACUCGCUGACCAGGAAUUAAUCAUGGAAAAAGUGGUGCAAGAGUCGCAGAUUCUGAAGGAUCAGGCAGUAGCUAAUGCCAAGUUGCAGAAGUUUCUUCAGGACCGCGGUGAUGUCGUAGACAUGUUGCAAGGAGAAAUAGCUGUAAUAUGUCAGGAUGUGAGGCUACUAAAGGAGAAAUUCGAUGCACGAGUUCCAUUUAGCCAAUCAAUUUCUUCGAACCAGACGAGCUUCAUCUUAGCUUCGUCCAGCUCAUCGUCGAAAAUCCUAAUCCCUGAUCAAGAGGAAUCAGUGCCUGUGGCUGUGGUAGAUAAUUACUUGGAAACUGAACAUAAGAAUGACCAUGAACAGGUCAAUGAACAAGAGGAAUCAGCCAGAUUUGACCGCAAGGCGCUUGUAGAUGAUGGAUGGGAAAUUUUCGACAAGAGUUAUUAAAUUAUUCUACUCACACACUAUCUUUUGAAUCAAUUUUGC